UUGGGGAUCCUCAGGGCAUCAAAAGACCCCAGAGGAGUUGACAGUAGUGUCCUGCCAUGCCCUCUCCCUUUGGGGGUGCCAGGAGAGGUGAACCCCAAGUACUCCUGAUGGCCCCCAUUUGUAGUGGUCCACUCUUUGUGGCAGUCCCCCUUCUGUGGUGGUCCCCCAGUCAUGGUGGUCCCCUGUUUGUGGUGGUACCCUUUCAUGAUGGUCCCCCUGGUGCAGAUGGCUGGGGGUACCGAUGCCCUGCACGAAGGAGCAAAGGAUCAGAAUACAGGACAAAGGGAUGUGGAAAUCCUCUCCAAGGUGGAGGGACAGCCCCCGAGCUCCCUCAGGGCCUGCAAAGGGCACCAAAACUGCCUUUGGCAGUGCCCGUCUGAAGCACAGCAGGGACGGGGACGCUGCUACACAUUUCUGGGGGUGCUUCUCCUUGGGGGAGAAGCCUUUUGGCGGGGAUCUUGGGGUUUCCUCCCUCCCGGAUGGCCGGGAAGGGCUGAGCCGGCUGUGAAGCGUUUUCCGGGCGGGAAGCGGGGCUGUGAGCGGGCUCUCUGAGGCUCCGCCGCCCAGUCACGGAGGAGGAGUUAUUCCCGGAGCCGCAGAAACCGAAAGUACAGGCGGGGCAGGCAGCGCGGGCGGACGCAGGGAUCCGUCUCUUCCCGCCCCGCCAUGUCCCUGUCCGGCUCCCGAGCCCCGCUCCUAGAAGAUGACUUUCAGUUCCUCCUUUGUGAGGGCUGCCAGCAGGAAUCGCCCAACCUCAAGCUCCUCACCUGCCUCCACACCUUGUGCCUGGGUUGCCUGAGCAAGAACGAGCCCGUCGGGCAGUGCCCCGUGUGCUGCACGGCCAUCCCGCAGGCCGAUGGCAUUCUGGUCAUGGACAACCUGCUCUUCACCAACCUGCAGGCCCGGCUGAGGGUCUACAAGCAGAUGGUUGAUGGAGUUGACUUGUUUUGCGACAACUGCAGGAAAUCUGGGGAGUUCUGGUGCUCCGAGUGCUUCGAGUUCCUCUGCACCAAGUGCUUCGAGGCCCACCAGCGCUACCUGAGGUGGGAGAGCCACAGAGCCAAGAGGGUGAUGGACGUCAGGGCAGGGUCUGCAAAUGACUUCCUGCAGGGAAUCAGGAGGACAGGUAGCUUGUCCUGCUCCAAACCAGACCACAGGAGCCAGCCUGUGAGCAUCUACUGCCAGCAGUGUGAGAAGGCGCUGUGCUGCUCGUGCGCGCUGCUGGACAACCAGCACUCGCAGUUCAGCGACAUCUGCAGCGAGACCCAGCGCAGGCAGGAGGAGCUGAGCUCCAUGGAGCGGGAGCUGCGGCGUCGCCGGAGCGGCUUCGAGGCCACCUACGCGUCCCUGCAGGGCGAGGCCGCCCGGCUGGAGGAGGCGCAGCGGGAGACGCGGGAGCUGAUCCGUCAGCGCGUGGAGCAGCUGGUGCGGCUGAUCCGUCAGGAGGAAGAGGAGCUGUUGGGGCUGGUGGAGGCGCGUCAGGAGCAGGGCCGUCGGGAGCUGGCGCGGGAGCUGCGGCACGUGGAGGGGGUGCUGCGGCGGAUGGAGGCGGGCGAGAGGCUGGUGGAGAAGAUGAGCCUGUACGCCACGGAGCAGGAGGUGAUGGACAUGCAGCCCUUCAUCAAGGGCUCGCUGCAGGAGCUCCAGCGGCUGCAGCCACCAUCAGCCGGGGACCAAGCGGAGCCUGGGCCCUUUGCUGAGUGCAGGGCCAGGCUGCAGGCGCUGGUGGAACGUGUCACGGAGCACCCAGCAACAGGUACCUCCACUUCCCAGCACAACUCCCUGUCUGACGAGAGCACUGUGAUCCUUGACCUCAAGCAUCCCGGGCAGGAUUGCCAACCACAAGGAGAUCUCCCUGUGGACCUGCUGGCCCACCACCAGCCCUGUGCCCCUGUGUCAGACCCCUCUGGUGGCCGAGGACAUGUGUGCCCAAACCAGGGAGGGGGUAUGUCCCCCCCCCUACCCGCAGCUCCAGCUCGUCUGAUGCAGAGGGAGGAAGAAGCAGAGGAAGACUCAGGCUCAGCCCAUGGGGACACUGUGCCUCUUCCCAGGAGCAUCCAGGACUCUCUGGCCUCCCUGCAGGAAGGUUUUGAUGGCUGGGCCAGGUCCAACGUGCAGCAGGCAGACAAGCUCCUGAGGAUGGGCACUCGCCUCCUGCAAGCUCAGCAGAGGGCAAACAGGCACCUAGUGGCCAUGACCCGGGAGAUCCGGGCCACGUCCCAGUCCCUGGCCACCAUUGCCUCUGCUGUGGGACCCCUGGUGCAGUCUGUGGCCUGCCCACAGAACCCCUCCACCGCAGACAUGGACUGGCCAUCGCUGCCCUCCAACUUGCUGGACUUAUUCCCUUCCAGCACCCCACAGAAGGAUGAACUGCCGGUCCCAGUGGCUGCUGUGGCCCUCUCCCCCAGAACACCCCCUCCUGCCACCCCCCCUGCCAGCCCAGCGCGCUCUGAGACCCCCAGCCUAGAGUCUGAGUGGGAAUGCCCCAAAUCAAUGCUUCCCACCAGGGGCAAGCGGGGUGGGCAGCCCUGCAGGAGACUUCGGAAGCGGAGGAAGUGAGGGUCUGCAAAGCAGGACGUUUGCCAUGGACUGUGGCUGCUUGGAAAACCCUCCAGAGGUCCCUGUGGAGACCUUUAGGGCUCCAUUUCACCUUACCAUGCCA
This is a messenger RNA of Pipra filicauda (Wire-tailed manakin), 2662 nucleotides long. RefSeq names its product protein PML-like. The transcript is spliced from 4 exons. Gene Ontology annotation, cellular component: nucleoplasm; PML body; chromatin. Gene Ontology annotation, molecular function: zinc ion binding; ubiquitin-protein transferase activity. The record is from RefSeq and is a predicted model, not a curated record. Gene Ontology annotation, biological process: intrinsic apoptotic signaling pathway in response to DNA damage; positive regulation of DNA-templated transcription; PML body organization. Lineage: Eukaryota; Metazoa; Chordata; Aves; Passeriformes; Pipridae. Bases 667 to 2559 code for a protein of 630 amino acids.